Brettanomyces bruxellensis is the source of this 594-nucleotide messenger RNA. RefSeq lists its product as uncharacterized. The record is from RefSeq and is a predicted model, not a curated record. Bases 1 to 594 code for a protein of 197 amino acids. Lineage: Eukaryota; Fungi; Ascomycota; Pichiomycetes; Pichiales; Pichiaceae. Gene Ontology annotation, molecular function: zinc ion binding; protein binding. The transcript has a single exon.
AUGAAGGUUAUCAUCAAGCUUAAUAACGAACAGAUUUUCCACGUCACAGUGCCCGAUAAUUCUACAGUGGAGGAUCUCAAAAUUGCUUCACUAGUGGCGCUGCCCCCUAAAGUUGGCUUAUCAAGGCAUACAGCAAAGCUUUGGUAUUCCGGUGAGAAGAUGGAAUUCACAAGUACUUUAAAGAGUUAUGGAAUUACUUCCGACUCGAAUUCAACAGUGUACUUAACAGCUGGCAGCAAACCUGUUGUUGAUGUUGUGGAUUCAGAACACUUGCAAAGCCAGUUAAGUUCGGAGUCUGCUGUGUCUUGCAUUUCUCAGGGUGAAUCAGACCAGGAACACACUAUACGGCACACCAGAAAGAAGUCCAGAUCGAAGUCAAAGUCAAAGGGCAAGAAUAGAUGCUCAUUUGGCACAUGUCAUGCUACCGCUUUGAGAUUGACAGGCGAAUGUCAAUUCUGCAAAGGCCGGUUUUGCUCCAAGCAUAGACUUCUUGAGAAACACAACUGUAAGGGAUUGAAAACAUGCAAGGACAAGUGCUUUGAGAGGAAUGCGUUGAAGCUCCGUAAAGAACAGACUGUUGCCUCCAAAGUUUAG